Molecule: messenger RNA, 1837 nt
Organism: Alnus glutinosa
Lineage: Eukaryota; Viridiplantae; Streptophyta; Magnoliopsida; Fagales; Betulaceae
Product: probable mitochondrial-processing peptidase subunit beta, mitochondrial
Exons: 9
Coding region: 104-1696 (530 amino acids)
Biological process (GO): proteolysis
Cellular component (GO): mitochondrion
Molecular function (GO): metal ion binding; metalloendopeptidase activity
Source: RefSeq, a predicted model, not a curated record
CCCAUACGAUUACCCAUCCUCAGUCCUCACUGCCUCUAGAAAAAAACUCGGAAGUAGUUCUUCUCUCAAACCCUAGUAGACAGAGAGAGAGACAGACACAGAGAUGGCGAUGAAGCACCUUCUGACCCUAUCUCGCCGGUCCCACAGAGCGGCCACGCCAUACCUCGCCCAGGUCACCCGAUCAUUCUCCACCUCCUCGGCGAUCGCCACGCCAUCAUCGGCCCCACCGCCCUCGCCUCCUCCCCCGACGGCCAUGGUCUACGACCGCCUCGCCGAGGCCGUGAAGUCCAAGAUCAAGCAGCUCGACAACCCGGACCCGCGCUUCCUUAAGCACGGGUCGCCCCACCCCGCCGUUGCGGACCACACCCGGAUCCUCUCCGCCCCGGAGACACGCGUCACAACCCUCCCGAAUGGUCUCCGCGUGGCGACGGAGUCGAACCUCGCGGCCCGCACGGCCACCGUGGGAGUGUGGAUCGACGCCGGGUCGAGGUUUGAGACGGAGGAGACCAACGGAACAGCGCAUUUCCUCGAGCACAUGAUAUUCAAGGGCACGGAGAGGCGGAGCGCGAGGCAGCUGGAGGAAGAGAUCGAGAACAUGGGGGGGCAUCUGAACGCCUACACGUCCAGGGAGCAGACCACGUACUACGCCAGGGUCUUGGACAAGGACGUUCCUAGGGCGCUCGACGUCCUCGCCGAUAUCCUCCAGAACUCCAAGUUUGACGAGCACCGCAUUAGCCGCGAGAGGGACGUGAUUCUCAGGGAAAUGGAGGAGGUUGAGGGGCAAACUGAGGAAGUUAUUUUCGAUCACUUGCAUGCGACUGCGUUCCAGUACACUCCUUUGGGAAGAACUAUUCUUGGACCUGCUCAGAAUAUUAGGACAAUCACAAAAGAACAUCUCCAGAACUAUAUUCAAACACACUACACAGCUCCCAGAAUGGUCAUUGCUGCUUCCGGAGCUGUGAAGCAUGAAGACGUUGUCGAGCAAGUAAAAAAAUUGUUUACAAAGUUGUCAGCAGAUCCCACCACAGCUACUCAGCUAGUUGCAAAAGAACCAGCAUUUUUUACUGGCUCUGAGGUUAGGAUAUUUGAUGAUGAUAUUCCUUUGGCACAAUUUGCGGUUGCUUUUAAUGGAGCAUCUUGGACAGAUCCAGAUUCCAUUGCUCUGAUGGUAAUGCAGGCUAUGCUGGGUUCAUGGAAUAAAAGUGCUAGUGGUGGAAAGCACAUGGGUUCCGAGCUGGCACAGAGAAUUGGCAUUAAUGAAAUUGCAGAAAGCAUGAUGUCUUUUAACACCAACUAUAAAGACACUGGUCUAUUUGGUAUUUAUGCUGUUGCUAAGCCGGAUUGUUUAGAUGAUUUGGCAUAUGCAAUAAUGCAUGAGACAACCAAGUUAUGUUAUCAAGUUUCAGAAGCUAAUGUUAUUCGUGCACGUAAUCAGUUGAAAUCUUCUCUGAUGCUUCACAUAGAUGGAACAAGUCCUGUAGCUGAAGAUAUUGGGCGCCAGCUACUUACAUAUGGCCGAAGAAUCCCAUUCGCCGAAUUGUUCGCCAGAAUUGAUGCUGUUGAUGCAAGCACCAUUAAGCGUGUUGCAAACCGAUUUAUUUUUGACAAGGAUAUUGCAAUUGCUGCGAUGGGACCAGUCCAGGGUUUGCCUGACUACAACCGGUUCAGACGCUGGACCUACUGGAACCGCUACUAGUCUGCUUUAAAAAAUUUCCCUUUUAUUGUUGCAUCACCUUGGUUGGGCUGGUCUGGUCUCAGAUAACUUGCAUUUUUUUGAAAUCAAUGCCCUUUGAGAGCUGGCAUUUUAAUUUAUUUGUUUUAGGUCUUGUUUUUGUAA